Messenger RNA from Bombyx mandarina (wild silkworm), 948 nucleotides. RefSeq names its product proteasome subunit beta type-4 (gene Prosbeta7). Gene Ontology annotation, cellular component: cytoplasm; proteasome core complex. The record is from RefSeq and is a predicted model, not a curated record. Lineage: Eukaryota; Metazoa; Arthropoda; Insecta; Lepidoptera; Bombycidae.
CUACAUGUCAAAAUCAUAGCCGCUUGUCAUUCUGCAAAAACUGGCAAAAAGAAUAACUGAAACACCUACAUAAAUUCAUAAGCUGAAACAAUAUUUAACUUCGUAUUAAAAAUAAUAUAACAAUGGCUUUUAUGGGGGACACGAUGAACCCCACGCCGUUGUGGCAAAACGGACCGUCGCCUGGAGCAUUUUAUAAUUUUCCUGGAAAUGCUUCCACAAUUGCUCCAUCCAGGCACGGUGUACAGGAUUUUACAGCUCACUCAGCGAGCCCCAUCACGACCACCACAACGGUCAUCGGAGUUAAGUUUGACAAGGGAUGUGUUAUCGCCGGUGACACACUGGGCUCGUACGGGUCAUUGGCCCGGUUUCGAGACUGUCCCCGCGUGAUGAAAGUCAAUGACUUAAUACUCUUAGGCUGCGGAGGAGACUAUGCUGAUUUUCAGUAUUUAAAGGAUAUCAUUCAACAAAAAAUCAUUGAUGAGCGCUGUGUUGGAGAUGGUCUCCAGCUCAAGCCCCGCUCUCUGCACUGCUGGUUGACUCGUGUCCUCUACAACAAGAGGAGCAAGAUGGAUCCUCUCUGGAACAGCUACGUGGUCGCCGGUAUUCAGGAUGGUGAACCCUUUCUCGGAGCUGUUGAUAAAUUGGGAACAGCAUAUGAAGAUGCUGUGAUCUCGAACGGGCUAGGAGCUUAUAUGGCGACUCCUCUACUGAGGGACGCAGUGGAUAAAGGACCUCUGGACCAAGAAACUGCUAUUGCGGUUGUACGUAAAAGUAUGGAGGUGCUUUUCUACAGAGAUGCUCGCGCGUUCCAACGCUACCAGCUCGGCGUGGUCACGGCUGAGGGAAUAAAGAUCACAGACGAGGAGCUCAAGCAUGAUUGGUCGUUGGCUCACAUGAUACAAAUGAAGUGAUUUUUUGUUUUUAAAUAAAAUAAAUGUUUUUUCAAUU